AAGGCCAACAAUUGCUUAACUAAAUCACCAGCGAUCGAAAAGUACUUACUACAACAAGUCAUCCCGGCAUCAUGUUGAAAUCCACGAUUCUUUUCCAGAUUCUUUGUUUGCUUUUCGUAUGGACAAAUUUCGUCUGCACGUUGAAAUACGAUGGUGAUCUCGACGAAGUUGUUGGUGGUACUACAGUUCUGAAAGGUGCUCACAAAUACAAGGCGUUGAUUCUGAAAACGAAAGGCACUGAGACCACGCUAUGUGGCGGGACAGUGAUAAGUGAAAACCACAUUCUCACGUCGGCCAGCUGCGUUGAUGCGAAACCCUAUGACAAAUUACAAGUCAUUGUGCGAGUUUACACCAUCGUCCCAAUGGAUUCAACGAGAAUCAUUCGUUACGUCUUAGACACAGACAUUCAAAUCCACAAAGAUUACAACAAAUUGACUAGAGUAAACGAUAUCGCUAUUCUGCGAAUGAGCUCUCCUCUUGACCUAACGCUCAUCGCAAAAGUAACGUUGCCACCAGAGGCAGCAAGCAGUCCGUCGUAUGCUGGAACCACUGGAAUAGCCACUGGUUGGGGUAUUACACUCAGCAAUGGAACAAGUGUUGCGCGAUCAAUGCAACAGGUUAGCUUGCAGAUACGGGAUAAAUUGGCUUGUGAAGCCCUUCAUGACAACUACGAUGACAAAUUGCAGUUAUGUACGUACACUACUGGGAAAUCCAUUUGCUUGGGAGAUUACGGUGGACCCAUUUUAGUAAAUGGAGUGCAAGUCGGAAUCAGUAGCUACGUUAAAGUUUUCAAUGGUAAACCUGCUUGUGAGAGGGGUGCGGUCUUCACGCGUGUUUCCACCUAUGUCAACAAUGGGUGGAUUGUGGAGAAUAUGCUGAACGGGGAAGAAAUCAAUCCUAUCGUAGUUCCCACAGAACCAACUACAACUACCAAAGCUCCAUAAGCACAAAUGCAUAAGUUCCACCUUCUGGUGUCGUCAGAUUUUCGCAUUUUGAUUUCUUUUAAUACUUCUGGUUACCUAUCCCCACAUUGGCUCUAUCCUUAUAGAAACAAAAGUUUAAUAAUUUUUCUGAGACUAGAAAUAAAUAAACUGAAGCAUCCAUCUACACAGUUAAA
Messenger RNA from Daphnia carinata, 1117 nucleotides. RefSeq names its product chymotrypsin-2-like. NCBI's taxonomy places the organism in Eukaryota, Metazoa, Arthropoda, Branchiopoda, Diplostraca, Daphniidae. The record is from RefSeq and is a predicted model, not a curated record. The transcript has 8 exons. Bases 72 to 944 code for a protein of 290 amino acids. Gene Ontology annotation, biological process: proteolysis. Gene Ontology annotation, molecular function: serine-type endopeptidase activity.